This is a messenger RNA of Closterium sp. Yama58-4, 2064 nucleotides long. Lineage: Eukaryota; Viridiplantae; Streptophyta; Zygnematophyceae; Desmidiales; Closteriaceae. The record is from the annotation of a GenBank genome assembly.
AUGGAGGUCAUGGCAGCAGAAAUGGAAGCAGCAGUGGAGCGCUGUCUCGCCUUCACAGGGGGCUCAGAGGCAGCAGCGCUCCUCACCGCUCUCGACCACUCCAUCCUCCUCUUCCUCUCCCGCCUCUCCUCCUGCCUCCAGUCCCUCCCCCCCAUCUGCGGCCUCUCCCCUCCUCCUCCUCCCACCCCUGCCUCCUCCACCACUCCUUCCGCUCCAACCCGAGCCUCCGGCCCAGGCUCGGACCGAACCACCAACCCAGUGUCAGACGAUCCAUUAGCCAGUCUCCCAGAGCCGGCGGGGUACGGUGGAUCGGGAGCGGGCGGGGUGGAGGAGGAGGAGGAGUGGGCGGUGGUGCAGGGAGCGGUGCAGCUGCUGAUGGUAGCUGAGAGUGUAGCAGUGCGCGUGGCAGUCUUUGAAGCCUCCCUCCGCACUGCCCUCACCCAGCUCUCCCCCCGCCUGGGGCUGAAUGCUGGGGGGGAUGGCGCGGGGGAAGGGGGCGGGGAGGGUGCGGGCGGGGAGGUGAAGCGGGUGGGGUCGGUGGGUGGCGCAGGGGGAGGGGGAGGCGGAGCGGGAGGGGGAGGGUUAGUGGAGGGGAGUGAGGUGGAUGUGGCAGUGCUGAGACUGGCAGAGUAUCCCGACAAGGCACAGCGUCUGGCCAGGCUGCUGGACGAGUUGAGGGACCCGCGCAUCCAUGCGCUCCCCCGCACGGCGCAGCGCGUGAGAAGCUUCCAGGAAGCGGUGUCGUCGCUGGUGUAUGACGUGCUCAUCGCCAAGGUGCGGCGGCAGCUGGCGGGGGUUUCCACAAUGCCGGACUGGGCAUUGGGCGAGGAGGAGAACGUGUUUGACCUGCCCUCUUUCAACGCAUACGCACUACCAUACAUCACGGCCGUGGGAGAAUACCUCCUCACUCUCCCCCAGCAACUCGAGCCUCUCGCCGUCGCCGCCUCCGAAGCUGCCCCGAGCCUGCUCCUGCAAGCCUCGGCAAGCGGUGCUUCGGCAGGCGGGGAAUCCGCAACACCAACCGCAGCAGGGGAGGAGGAUGCGGGGGCGUAUUUCGUCCGGGAGUGGAUGACAAAGGUUGCUGACGGCGCGACGUCGCUAUUCGUCGAGCAGAUCCGAGCAAUUCCCGAGGUGUCGGAUCGGGGGGCACAGCAGCUUGCAGCAGACAUUGAGUAUCUCUACAGUGUACUGUCGGUGCUGUAUGUGGCUGCAUCGCCUGCUAUUGCGACCUUCCAAGCGUGCUUUGCCACGCCCAAGGCGAGUCUAGCGGAGUUUAUUGCUCAGGAGAGCGGCGUUGGGGUACCAUCCUUCUCGCUGCACCGCUUGCUUCCUUUACCGCUCCUUGCAUCGCGUGUUAUCUCGUGCCAUCCCUCCGUCAUGGCGGCCACAGCAUCGCGGGGCUCGUCCCCUUUCUCCCGCUUCGGCGACUCGCAGUCCUUCAACGUCGACGCGCUGAAAAACUUCUCCGCGCUCACCCCCUCGAUACAGUCACAUCUACAGAAGGUCUACCUCACGCUCUCGCUGACGCUGGUCGUCGCGUCGCUAGGCGCGUACGCGCACGUGCUGUGGGGGCUCGGCGGCGCGCUCUCGUCCAUAGCGUCCAUCGCGGGGUUCUUUGGCUCAACGCCACGCCCGCCGUUCCCGCUAACGAGGUGCGCGUUACUCAUCUAUUCUCCUUCCCAGCGCGUUUCCAUAACACCUGAGCUCCACAUCAACCCCGGGCUGCUAGUCACAGCGUUCGUCGCAACAGCAGCCAUCUUCCUGUGCUUCUCAGGGGCAGCGCUGCUGGCAAGGCGUCGCGAGUACCUGUACCUGGGGGGCUUCCUCGCCUCUGCCGUCUCCACCAUGCUCGCCCUCCGCCUCGCUUCCAUCUUCUUCGGCGGCUCUAAUGCUGUUUUCCAGAUCGAGCUGUAUGGAGGCCUGCUGGUAUUCGCGGGCUACAUCAUUUACGACACCCAGGUGCUGCUGGAGAGGGCGAGGCAGGGCCACUGCGACCACGUGGUGGAUGCUCUCGAGCUGCUGCUGGACUUUGUCGCCGUCUUCGUGCGCAUCCUCUUCAUCCUG